Messenger RNA from Suillus plorans, 792 nucleotides. RefSeq names its product Golgi apparatus membrane protein TVP38. Bases 1 to 792 code for a protein of 263 amino acids. NCBI's taxonomy places the organism in Eukaryota, Fungi, Basidiomycota, Agaricomycetes, Boletales, Suillaceae. Gene Ontology annotation, cellular component: Golgi membrane. The record is from RefSeq and is a predicted model, not a curated record. Gene Ontology annotation, biological process: vesicle-mediated transport; mitotic spindle elongation. The transcript has 6 exons.
AUGUUGCUGCAGGCUUUGAUAUGGUUCAUCCUAUUCUUCUAUCUCUGCUCAGCCGCAUUUAUUGUUGUGAUCACUCCGGCUCGCAUUGCUCAAUUCACAUACGAUUUCGCUCAAGACAUCCGACAUCUUCCCUAUGGGUACACAAUUCUUAUCGUUAUGAUGAUCGCUGUAUCCUUCCCCCCAUUUAUUGGACAUACUACGCUCCUCAACUUGUUCGGUUUCACGUACGGUUUGCGAGGCUUUUUCCCUGCAGCAUUUGGAUCACUGGCAGGCUCUGCAAUAGUUUUUGUUACUCUUCGGAUCAUGUUCAGCAAGAGGCUGCGUUCAUGGACUUCCACUAAUGAGAAAUGGCAGGCUCUAGAAGCUGUGAUACGAACAAGAGGCAUGCCCUUGAUUAUUCUCAUCCGUGUUUCUUCAUUUCCACCGUGGGCUUGGUCAAACUCAUUAUUCGCUAGCAUAGCGCCGGUCUCAUUGUUCCAGUUCUUCAUGGCGACUUGGUUUACCCUCCCGAAGGCUAUGGUUUACGUGUUCGUCGGAUCUCGUAUUGCUAGACUCUCAGACGGCGAACAGAGAAAUCAUAUGGAUACCCAAACAAAAAUUGUCAACGGCCUUCUAGUUGUCGGCGGUAUCUCGAUAUCUGUUUUAGCCAGCUCGCUGGUCUAUCAUCUCAUGCAGAAGGAGAUCAAGCGUCUACAUGACAGCCCGUCGGAGCGUGACGAACUCGCUGCAGAGGCACUCGAGGCAGCAGAGGAAGCGCCUUUGUUGGGAUCUGACUCUUUGAGGUCUCCGUAG